Molecule: messenger RNA, 5792 nt
Organism: Populus trichocarpa (black cottonwood)
Lineage: Eukaryota; Viridiplantae; Streptophyta; Magnoliopsida; Malpighiales; Salicaceae
Product: histone-lysine N-methyltransferase ATXR7
Exons: 20
Coding region: 442-4152 (1236 amino acids)
Cellular component (GO): Set1C/COMPASS complex
Molecular function (GO): protein binding; histone H3K4 methyltransferase activity
Source: RefSeq, a predicted model, not a curated record
GCAAAAUCUCUGAUUAUAGCAAUAACAAAGAUUAAAGAAAAAUGUGGGGUGUUGCUAUAGUGGGUGCGUGUGAGCGAGAAGAUCUUCUUGUCCUCCGGUAGCCCAACCCUAAUCGCCUUCAAACAACGGCAGCGCCACCAGGUGAACCUGCCGCCGACUUAACCUUGAAUUAUAUAUUUUUUCUCUCGGUCCUCUUUAUAUUAGGUUAGGAGAUGAUUUUGUUUUUCAUUGAGAUCAAAGAUUUACGAUCGGCUGAGCACAUAAUUUACUGUUCAUGCUCGUUCGCUCCUUCUCCGCGGAUAAUCUUAACCCUUACUAAUUUAGCUGGUGCGUGUGAGCGAGAAGAUCCUCUUGUCCUCCGGUAGCCCAACCCUAAUCGCCUUCGAACAACAGCAGCGCCACGAGGAUCUGUCCUAAUCCAGGUGAGGUCUAAGGAGAAACAUGGUCUCCUCAACACUCCUCCUCGAGCAAGAAGACGAUUUCCCUUUCUCCUCUAGAAAGAGGCUGAAGAUUUCAGAUUUUCAGCACCAAGAACAACAAGAUGCAUAUAUCUCCAUUGGCAACUGUGAUGACGUCACAUUCAUGCCGAUGAACAACGCAGAAGAAUGCUCAUUCAAUGGUUCAAAUUCCCUACCAGAGAUGAGUUGCAAUUCUAAUGGAAACAGUGAUGGUAUUCCUGAGUUGUCUAUUACGGGCAGGUCUUCAUACCAGGGAAAUAGUUGUUCUGGCUACUUACCACCUGCUUUUGUUAGUGGAUGGAUGUACCUUAAUGAAAAUGGACAAAUGUGUGGUCCUUAUAUCCACCAACAACUGUACGAGGGCUUAUCUACAGGUUUUCUGCCUGAGGAUCUUCCUGUUUAUCCCAUUGUAAAUGGAGCAUUGAUCAAUCCGGUUCCUCUCAAGUACUUUAAGCAGUUUCCUGACCAUGUUUCCACUGGUUUUACAUAUCUUUCUUCUGGUACUUCAGGCACAACUAUGCCAACAAAUUAUUCCACAGAUUUGGUGGCAUAUAGGCAAUGCGUUCAGUAUGCUACUCCAGUCUCUACUUAUCCUGUUGCAGAAUCGGUAACUGAUUCUUGUGUUCAACACCAUACUUAUGGCUCCAACCAACCAACCCCCAACCCUGAAGCAGCUGACUAUGCUACACCAGUUUCACUUGUGUCAGGUGAGGAUUCCUGUUGGCUAUUCAAGGAUGAUGAAGGGAGGAGACAUGGGCCACAUUCUCUUAUGCAGCUUUAUUCUUGGUAUUGGUAUGGAUAUCUUAAGGAUUCUUUAAUGAUAUAUCAUGCUCAAAAUAAGUUUAGACCCCUUCCUUUGCUAUCUAUUAUGAAUGCUUGGAGAUUGGAUAAACCUGAAUCUUUCUCCAAGACUGAUGCAAACACUGAAACUGGCUCAUCUCCGAGCUUCAUGUCCGUAAUUUCUGAAGAAGUUUCCUGUCAACUGCACUCUGGAAUAUUGAAAGCUGCUCGUAGAGUUGUAUUAGAUGAGAUAAUCAGCAAUGUUAUUUCAGAGUUUGCUAAUACAAAGAGAACAGAGAUAUAUCAUAAGCUUGAUAAUCAGGCUGCCAUAAGUUUUUCUGCAAAUGGUAGAAUGUCUCAAUUUGCCAGUGAGAUGGAUUAUUCUAUUGCCAAGUGUGAGGCCUCUGUCUGCAAUUAUAACCCUGAUCAGGCAUGUGUUGAUGAGUUGUCCAUGCAGUUACUGAGACGUACAAAAUCUGUUGGUAACAUCGAUGAUUUUUGGGGGUCUUAUGCGGUUGUUUGUAGAUUUCUUUCUGAUUAUUGCAUGGAAGUCCUGUGGAAUGCUGUCUUUUAUGAUACCAUAGCAGAGUAUACAACUUACUGGAGAAAGAGCAAACUUUGGUUCAGUCAUCCAUAUUUGUGCAAGAAGAUUGAAGAAUUACCCAGUAAACCAUAUUUUUCUCGUCAAGAAUCUCCUGCUAGUAGUGUUGACUGCCCUCCUGGUUUUGAGCUUCUCAAAACUGAAUCAGAUCGUACUGCACCAUCAUCUAUUGGAUCUUCAUGUGCCUGUAUGGAAGAAAAGCCAUGCAAACAGAAUAUCCUAUUGUUCAAAGAGUGUCCAGAUGAUGACCUGAAAUGCUUCUUAGAAAGUGUAGCAAAUGAGUUACAUAAGUCCACAAAGGUGUCUUUGGCUGAGUAUGUUGAAAUUCUUGUGGAAGAGGAAAUGAAUAAAUUAGUUAAUUUUUCAGAGGAGAAGAGAUUAAAUGAGGAAACUGUUAACUUUUCUAUUCCAUUCAGCCAGGCAAGUGAGUAUGGUUCUAUUGAAAUGAAAUAUGAGCGGAUGAUUGAUUCCAACCAAAUUUCGGGCAAGAUAAAUUUUUCUGGUGAUUCUCAAAGUUCUCUACAAGCAGAAAAAUCAUUUUUUCCAUUUCAAUCUGGGAAUGCUAUAUCCAAUGUUCUGGCAAUUGCUUUUGAAAGAACACAUGCUUCUGUUGACAAUGCAAUUGAUGUUGAAAACAUCGAUGAGCCACCACCUCCUGGAUUCAAAGAUAGUGCUAUUUUCCCUCCCACUAUAAGUAAAUUCCAACCUUCAAAAUCACUUGAAUCGACUUCCAAGAAUGGAGCCUAUGUUGCCAUUGCAAUGUGCAAGCAGAAGCUGCAUGAUGAUGUACUUAGUGUUUGGAAAUCGUUGUUUGUCAAUGAUGUUCUUCAUCGAUUUCCUGGAUUAUGCUGUACUUCAGAAAAGCAUACUGAGCCUGAUAGCAAUGAGGAAGGAGUUUUCAAAUUCACAGAAGGGUCAAGGAAAUUUCACAGUCCAGACUCUUCAGUGUUGUCAUUGGUUUCAAGUAAAUACACAUAUCACCGGAAGAAAAAGUUGGCAGGAAAGAAGUUGGGUUCAUCUUCUCAUUCUACUACUACAGAUGCUGGGUUGCAGAAACGGCCCGUGGAGAAGUCAAGAAAGCAAAACUUUCUUAGAAAUGUCUCUGAGAAUGUAGUAGUUCAACCUGUAGGGACUCCUAAGAAGAAGGAAAGAAUCAAGGGCCAGGCUGAAUCAUCUGUUAAUGGUAGGCCUUCAAAAGCCACUUUCGCUGAAUUACCUGUUAAUGCCAGGUCUUCAAAAGCCACUGUUAGAAGCACUGUAAAAAGGGUUCAAUCAUUGCCCAAAAAUGCUGGUCAUCGGAAAGUAAUGAAGAUUGCACAAGCAGUUAAUGAUGAUAAAGUUGCCGAAGAAGCCAUAAAAACCUCAAGAGAGAGGGCUGGGAAAGUUUUUGAUUGCAAUGGCUGUGAUGUUGAAAUUGAAAAUGCAGAGACUACUGAAUGUUCUAAGAAGACUCUAAACACAAAUAAGGUGUCAAAGUUGAAAAGGAAAAGCACAGUAGAUGGUGGAUCUGUAUCACAUCCUAUGAAGUUUCUAAAAGUAGAAAACAGUGCUAUCAAGCAAGCAGCAAGUAGACAGGUUUCAGUUCGGAAGACAAAGUCCAGUAAAUCCAGGACAUUAAAUCCCUGCCCUAUAUCUGAUGGUUGUGCUCGGUCUUCAAUUAAUGGUUGGGAAUGGCAUGCAUGGUCAAUUAAUGCUAGUCCUGCUGAAAGAGCUCGUGUUAGGGGAGUGCCACACGUUCAUGCCAAGUAUUCAUUUCCCGAGGCAUACACAUCUCAGUUGUCAAAUGGCAAGGCCCUUUCUGCAAGGACAAACAGGGUGAAGCUUCGCAAUCUUGUUGCUGCUGCAGAAGGUGCUGAGCUUUUGAAAGCAACACAGUUGAAGGCAAGAAAAAAGCAUUUACGUUUCCAGCGAAGCAAAAUACAUGACUGGGGUCUUGUUGCUCUUGAGCCAAUUGAGGCUGAGGACUUUGUAAUUGAAUAUGUUGGUGAACUGAUUCGUCCACAAAUAUCUGAUAUACGUGAACGUCUUUAUGAGAAGAUGGGAAUUGGCAGCAGUUAUCUUUUUAGACUUGAUGAUGGUUAUGUGGUUGAUGCCACAAAGCGUGGUGGGAUUGCAAGAUUUAUAAACCAUUCUUGCGAGCCCAACUGCUACACCAAGGUUAUAAGCGUUGAAGGUCAGAAAAAAAUUUUCAUCUAUGCAAAACGCCAUAUAGCUGCUGGUGAAGAAAUUACUUACAAUUACAAAUUUCCUCUGGAGGAUAAAAAGAUACCUUGCAACUGUGGUUCUAGGAAGUGCCGGGGAUCAUUGAAUUAGGAAUUAUCCUGAGAUGCCAAUUAUUGCCGUAUUUUAGAGUUUGGUCUCACUUUGCAUGGUUGACAGAAUCAGUAUAUAGUUUGAUGCUUUUGGAAGAGCCGGGAUUGUUUUCUUGAGAUUUGAAACCCUUCACAAACUGUUGCUUGAAAGAUUUCUUUGGUGUUCAGAUGAGAUGAAUCGGGGUGCAGACUAGCAGCAGAGAACAUUAGCAUGGUUUAUCUUCCAUUUUUGUCUUGCGUGAGUUUAGCUUAUAGAUGUGAGGUUGAUAACUGAAAAUUCGGAAAGCAAAUGUGAAAACAAGAAAAUAUGUUGGCAUUAAGGCACGAUGGCAUAUCCCCUGGUUCCAAAGUGCUAUUUGAGGAUGAAGUCUGGACUUGAGGACAAGCAACUGGGUAUGGCUGACGGCUAAAGGAAAAAAUAAAAUGGCUGUGAAUCGUAGGUAUUGAUAAAAGCUGGAUGGUGUGAUUGUGGAGAUCUUUCUAUGUUGAAUUCCCCUCCCUACUAGUCGAAGAUGAAUUAGUGACCUGUGCAUUCUUGUAGAUCUCUCUGCUGCAGAUGAGUUUCUCCUCUUAGAAACACCAAAUCAAUAUAUUGUUUCCGUACUUUACAUUUCUGGAGUAUCAAUUUGUUGUACAGACAUGCAUUAUUUUUUUUUAUUAAUUCAAUACAAGUGAAAAUAUAAUAUAGAUGAUGAAUCUUGUGAAUAAAUUUAAUUUUUUCUUCUAUUGGUAACGUUAGUAGGUGAUCACUGCUUCAACAUGUUUUUUUGUUGCAAAAUUAAAUUAGAGAAACAGAAGAGUUUUUGGAGCAUGUGGUGCUUACGCCCUUUGAACCAAAUAUUGACUACAGGAGGGGCCUGGUCAUGAAUGGACUAGCUGUCAGUUGGUAAAAUUUUUUUCAAGGGCAUGGUUCUCAGCUUUUUUUCUGUCAUUCCAAUACUCAUGAGUAGCCAUUUUGAGGGCUGACAUGAAUCCUGCUGCAUGACGGAACCAAUUUUAAGUUUCGCUUUGCCAUUUACUGAAUCCUAUCGGUCUUUGUGCCUUGACUAGCGAAGUUGUGAGAUAAAAACUGACGCCACCCUAGCAGUCUAGCUUUUAGAUUAUAAUUUCUAAAUAUUUCAAGUCACCGUCAUGAUGAGAGUUCCAUAAUUUUACCAGGUAAAUGGAACAUCUAGGGUUGAAAGACGCUGAAACCAAGGGAAAAAUUGUUUAGGAUUUAUUGGUCACAAUUUGAAGAUGUGGUUAAAAGUGGCGAUGCACCAAAAAGAGAUCAAAUGGGAAUGUUGAUGACCAAUGUCCCACGCUAUUUUGGUUGUUUAAUAUUGAAAUUUGAGCCUUUGGUACAUGAUAGUUUCAUGCAACAGCUUUUCUUUGGUGUUGGGUAAGUGUUUGAUUGUUCAUCUUUUUCCUUACAUUUCUUUUUGGCUGCAGGAGUGCAUCUGGUAGAGAUUCACUGUAGCUGCUGGGUUGGGGCGGAGGUUUCCUUGUGCCCCCUGGUAUGUGUCUGCUUCUCCUCUCCUAUGUAUAAAAGCUAACGCCAGUGGCCACUACUAUGUUGGUUUGUGCAGUUAUGGAAGUUACCAACCAAUGGCAAUUGCUAAUUUGAAAACAAUUUAUAAAAUCAUGGUCAAACUUCAUGCA